Messenger RNA from Mycosarcoma maydis (corn smut), 1002 nucleotides. RefSeq lists its product as uncharacterized. The transcript has a single exon. The record is from RefSeq and is a predicted model, not a curated record. Gene Ontology annotation, biological process: mitochondrial fission. Lineage: Eukaryota; Fungi; Basidiomycota; Ustilaginomycetes; Ustilaginales. Gene Ontology annotation, cellular component: mitochondrion. Bases 1 to 1002 code for a protein of 333 amino acids.
AUGCUGGACGUCAACACUAUCGAGCCACAGCGCUACAUUCCCAUGUUUGGCCUCAGCGGUCUGGGAUUCCAGCUUCAAGGCGUUCUGCUCCAGAGCCCUUUCAAAGCCUCGUCGUCUCUCCUGUCCACCAGCAGCGGCGAUCGCAACUCCAACACCUCGGCGUCGGGACUGGCCACACCCACACUCUCUUCCUCUUCCUCCUCAGACUCGACGUCGGAAAUCCUCGAUCUUGACAAUGGUCCUUCGCGAUACGCUGCGUACGCGAUGCGACUCAAGACGGUCAUCAGUGCAUCUUCGCGCUACAUCGCCUACUCAUCUGACAUCGGUGAAGCCUUUCGACCGCUCACAAAGCCUUACGUUGUUAGGGGAGCCUACGCCAUCUCGUGGACUUACAUCCUCGGCGAUGUAGCUUAUGCAGGUUACAAGGCUGCUAAGCAAUACGAAGCACUCGCUUCCACUACCUUUUCUGCCGCUGGACCGUUGCAAGAGUUUGAAACCAAAGCUGCUAGGUACGCUGAAAAAGCUCUCGCCGAGAUCCGCGAGGAUCUCCCUCUCGAAAAGGUGCUCGAUUCUAAGACUCUCUCGGCCCUCUCACCGACGGAGAAAGUAGAGUUGCGCAAGCGACACACGCAACGUCUCGCCAAACAGGGUGAACAUGCAGGUGUCGACCCGAAUCGCGUCUCGGAAGCAACGCAUGUCGGGCUGACUAUGGCCAGACAAGCCGUUUUCCAGAGCAUCGCUUCCAUGGCGUUGCCCGCUUUCACAAUUCACAGCAUCGUAAGGUACUCGGCACCGCUGUUCGCAAAGGCGAAAAGUCAGAGGAUUCGCGCAGCCGGCCCAACGGUGGCUGGUUUGAUGUUUGUGCCCGCACUGCCGUUCCUGUUCGACGAAUCUGUGGAGCACGUGGUGGACUUCGCGUUCGAUUGGAUCCAGGAGAGAAUCGUGGGCGGAUCCCAGGCUGCGCAAAAGGUGGUGGAGGCGGCAAAGGAGAAGAUUCUUUGA